GCCAAGAAAACCCAGAGAGACCUGGCGGCUGCCGGAGAAGGGGGAGCCGCGCGGCAGGCGGAGCGCCCCGUAUCCCGCCGAAACUUGGCGAAGUUUGUCCGGCGGCGCGAAGCAGGAGGCCCGCGGCGCCCAGCGGCCGCUUGCGAACGGCGCCCGGCGAGUAUGUGCGAGGAGCGGGCUGCUGGCCGCGCCCCCCCGGGUGGAGCGGGGCGGCUGUGAGCGGGGCGGCCCGCGCCCCCUGGGGCCCGAGCCGCAGCGCCCGAGCCGCCGCGGACCCCGUCCCGCCCGGCCCCGCGACGCGCCGCGGCGGGCUGCCCUCCGAGCUCCGCGGCCGGCGAUGGCACCGGGCGGGCUCUGACCGCCGCCCCGUCCAGGGCUUGCCGCCGCACCGGAGACUGCCGAGCAGCAUCGCGUCCGCAGAGAAGCGAGGACCCUCACACCCCGCGCAGCUCGCCUGCCGCCGGAUCCUGCCCUCGCCGUCGAGACUUCUCUGCGGUCCCGUCUGGACUCCGGUCGCCGUCUCCUGUGGGGUGUUCCGUGGAAGAGCCCUGGUCCGGACAUCGGCGGCGCGGAGAGAGGCUCCGAGGCCCAGGCGGUGAACGGAGGCCGUCCCGCCCGAGCCGCCCGCUGCAGCGCCCUGACGGGGAGGCGUCGCCGCCGCUCGGCAGCGCCCCGCGCCCCGAGCGGGGCCACCGGGUGCCGCCGCCCCGCACCCGCGGGAGUCGGUGCCGCCGUGCCUGGGCACCCGCCGAGAUUGCUUUUGGAGGAGCGGACCGCGGCGGGGGCGAGGAGGAGGAGGAGGCGGGAGACAAUCCCGGCGGAGGCGGCCGCCAGUGCGGGGCGGGCGGCGGCUCGCCGGGGCGGCGGGGGGACACCAUGUCCAAGCCGGUGGAUCACGUCAAGAGGCCGAUGAACGCCUUUAUGGUGUGGUCGCGGGCGCAGCGACGGAAGAUGGCCCAGGAGAACCCCAAGAUGCACAACUCGGAGAUCAGCAAGCGCCUGGGCGCCGAGUGGAAGCUGCUGACCGAGUCGGAGAAGCGGCCCUUCAUCGACGAGGCCAAGCGGCUGCGGGCCAUGCACAUGAAGGAGCACCCCGACUACAAGUACCGGCCGCGGCGGAAGCCCAAGACGCUGCUCAAGAAGGACAAGUUCGCCUUCCCCGUGCCCUACGGGCUGGGCGGCGUGGCGGACCACGAGCACCCUCACGGGCUGAAGGCGGGCGGGCUGCAUGCCGGAGCGGCCGGCGGGCUGGUGCCCGAGUCGCUCCUGGCCAACCCCGAGAAGGCGGCAGCCGCCGCCGCCGCUGCCGCCGCCCGCGUCUUCUUCCCCCAGUCGGCCGCCGCCGCUGCUGCCGCCGCCGCCGCGGCCGCCGCCAGCAGCCCCUACUCUCUGCUGGACCUGGGCUCCAAAAUGGCCGAGAUCUCAUCCUCCUCCUCUUCCUCGGGCUCCGGGUUGCCCUACGCCUCCUCGUUGGGCUACCCCGGCGCUGGCGGGGCGGGCGCCUUCCACGGGGCCGCCGCUGCCGCGGCCGCCGCCGCCGCCGCCGGGGGGCACACGCACUCGCACCCGUCGCCCGGUAACCCGGGCUACAUGAUCCCCUGCAACUGCAGCGCCUGGCCCGGCCCGGGGCUGCAGCCGCCCCUGGCCUACAUCCUCCUGCCGGGCAUGGGCAAGCCCCAGCUGGACCCUUAUCCCGCAGCCUACGCCGCGGCCCUAUGACCCGCGGCCGGAGGAUGCCCGCGCAGAGCUCCGGUGCCCGCUUGGAUGGCUGCUGGCACAUUCGUGCGGACGGGGAGCGGGGCGAGCCGCCGCCGGGGCCACGGAGGGUGACCGGGACAGGCGAUGGGGGAGCGCCGGGGCGGUGGCCGACCUGUUGCGUGUCCCCCGCCCGCUGUCUCGGGUAGAGCUUGUGUGUGUUGCAUGCGGUCUGUGCAGAUAGCCCAGCUGAAACAGAUGAGAAAAAAAAAAAAAAGAGGAAAGAAAAAA
Parus major (Great Tit) is the source of this 1986-nucleotide messenger RNA. It is a transcript of the gene SOX21, whose product is annotated as SRY-box transcription factor 21. The record is from RefSeq and is a predicted model, not a curated record. Bases 877 to 1719 code for a protein of 280 amino acids. The transcript has a single exon. Gene Ontology annotation, molecular function: RNA polymerase II cis-regulatory region sequence-specific DNA binding; DNA-binding transcription factor activity, RNA polymerase II-specific. Lineage: Eukaryota; Metazoa; Chordata; Aves; Passeriformes; Paridae. Gene Ontology annotation, biological process: anatomical structure morphogenesis; negative regulation of transcription by RNA polymerase II; cell differentiation.